ACUUGCCCUGCCGCUAAGACUUUGGAUACGUGCCAGUAGCGAUGAAUGGGGAAAUCGAACUGGUAAGAAGUUCUACCGUUCAAAAAACCUUUCUGAAGUCACCAUCAUGUAGACCAGCUCUCCAAAGUGCAGACCACCUCACUUCCUCAGACCUUUCCUUGUAUAGUACGACCGUUUCUCGAAUGUCAGAAGUCGUACGCUCUGAACUCGAUCAUCUUUCUGAUAUUGGAAUCGGAGGUAACACUACACCUGAAACUUUUGAGAAUGUUCGAAAAGAUCGUGACUUAUCCCGUAACCCCCCAAAUAGCUCUGGCAUAAUUUCAACACCAGUGUCCUGUCAGGGGUGUCAAGUAUCUACAACUUUAACCGAAGUUUGUGACUCACUGUCUCUUGGAUCACAAUUGACUAGUUCUUGUGUAACUAGCUCUGAUGAUCUGAACAGAAACCAUUUUCUGUCUUUAAUAAAAUCAAACUCAGAACAUUUGGAUAAGAUCUCAUCGGCGUCAGAUGUAGUUGAUUUCGGGAAACUUGCGUAUGGUCGCCUUGAUGGACAGUUGUGCGAAUCAGAAUAUCGAAAUAAACUAAACAAAACACAUAAUUUGACUUCUCUUGUUGAUCAGUUAACAGAUCCUACUUGCUUGCGUGCUAAUAAUCUCAGUGCAGAUUAUCGUUUAAUGAGAGCAGCAUUAGAAUCUGGUGUUACAACUGAUACGCUGACAGGUAUAAAUCAAAAAAGCGACACGAAGUGUAUUCAAGCUGAGUCAGACAGUUUAGACAUUUCAACUGAAUUCGGAGUACCAAGUAAUGCAUGGAACCACCGUAAUUGUGUAGGGGUUACUUCUGCAGACCAUAGCUUUUCAUUUGCCGGGGACACAAUUACAUCUCUCAUGUCUAAUACAGAAAUAGAUCAAGAUAGUGUUUUAAAUGAUGGUCAUUGUAGUAACAUUUUCCCCACUGUUCACAGCAACACUCCCACUACUGCGACUGUUGCAGCUAAGCGCCCGAUCACUGGAGCUCAUCAAACUGCACGUUACCCUGCAGUUAAUAAAGGAGGUAUGUGGUCGAGUAAUUCUAAUGGGCUGUCAAACUCUGCACUUGGAUACAUGGUUUCCAAUGCAUGGAGCAGCAACGGCACCGGUGUUUCAGCAAAGUUGGGUAGUAGUCUCGCCACUGAUUCGAAUCCUCCUACAGUUUGUGAUUUUCUUGGAAAUGAAGGUAAUACGGUUUCGUGGUCUCAAAAUUCGUCAGUUCAUCAAACACUUCAUAAACCAAGCGUUCAGAACAUUCCAAAUAUGGCCGGACCUGUGGGUUUUGGUAGUGGAAUGACUAACGGUUCCUCAAAUCGAACAGCUGUGUCCGUGGGUCUUGUAUCAGUAUCUACAACCGGCGUCAGUAUUACCAGUAACAAUAAAGUAAACGAGGCAGGUCUUUCAAAUAUAUAUAGUAUGUUUCCUAAGCGCCCCCAACACCGAAUGAUGGCACAUUGGCAGCAACAGCAACAACAUCAUCAAAAUUCACAGCAAGUACCAUUAGGUAAAGGUCUUAUGAACAUUGUCACAAGUAGUAUUCAACUAAAUGGUAAUCGUGGUAGCUUAACUGGAGUUAAUUCCACUCUCUCAGCUCUACCGAAUGGUUGUGAGGAUUCCGGUGUAAAUAAUAGUGCUGGAAGCUUCAAUAACCACUCUAUCAUCCAGUCGCUAAACAGUGUUGGGUCAUCAUCGUCCGCAAAUAGUUCACUGGUUCUGUGUUCUUCUGGAGACUCCUUCACAAAUACCUUGUCAUUCAACAGCCCAACGUCAGAAAGUUCCUUAGAUAGUUUCAAAUACGGGUUAGAUCAACAGCUUAUGGAAGUUAUCAAAUCUUUUGAAAUCAGUAGCAUUGGAGGUUCUAAUUUAGUUUCUUCGAAUGCAAAUAACACAUCUAUGGGAGGGAUCGAUGAUUUAACAUUGUCAUCUAAUUUUGGAGAGGUAGACCAACAAAUACCUGGUUUAAAUUCUGCAAGCCAAAUGCCUGUCUUAGGCUCAUCGUCGAUACACAACUCAACACCUAUGAUAAAUGGUUCAAAUAACCAAAGUUCAGGUUUUAAUAGUCUUUCUAGCUACAACGGGAGUUCAAUGAUGGGUUCAGCUGGAAUGACAAGCCCAUAUUCUAUGUUUGCAAAUAUUUUUACUCGUGAAGAAGGAUUUUCACGCAAAGUAUUCGUUGGAGGUCUCCCACCUGAUAUAGACGAAGAGGAAAUAACUACUGCUUUUCGUCGGUUUGGCCCUUUAAUAGUUGACUGGCCCCAUAAAACUGAAAGUAAGGCAUACUUUCCACCAAAAGGCUAUUGUUUUCUGCUAUUCCAAGAUGAACGAUCUGUUCAAAGUCUUAUUAAUGCUUGUAUUGUUGAUGAAGGAAAAUACUAUUGGUGCGUAUCAUCACCUACGAUGAAAGAUAAACCCGUUCAAAUUCGACCAUGGAACUUAGCGGACUCCGAUUUUGUCAUGGAUGGUUCACAACCAUUAGAUCCUCGUAAAACAAUUUUUGUUGGAGGUGUUCCACGUCCACUUAGAGCUAUCGAACUUGCCCUAAUAAUGGAUCGCUUAUAUGGAGGUGUUUGUUAUGCUGGCAUAGAUACAGAUCCAGAAUUGAAAUAUCCUAAAGGUGCUGGUCGUGUCGCUUUCUCAAAUCAGCAAAGUUACAUCGCUGCAAUUAGUGCACGAUUUGUGCAAUUACAGCAUAAUGAAAUUGAUAAACGAGUUGAAGUUAAACCAUAUGUCUUGGAUAAUCAAAUGUGUGAUGAAUGUCAAGGUACUCGUUGUGGGGGUAAAUUUGCCCCAUUUUUUUGCGCUAAUGUUACUUGCCUUCAAUAUUAUUGUGAACAGUGUUGGGUACAGAUACACAGUCGUUAUGGUCGUGAAUAUCAUAAACCUCUAGUCAAAGAAGGAGCUGAACGUCCUCGUCCUGCACUUUAUCGAUGGUAGACGCAUACAAGUGUGUUAUUAUUUGCUAGCUUGUUCUAUCUUUCAGCAUGCUUGUUUCAUACAAAUUGGAAAUGUUUCUUCUGAUCUCGACCUCUUACUUUCAUUGUCUUCAACCUGUCGUAUUCUCUCGUUCUUGUUUCAAUCAUUUGGUGCUUUCCUUUGUUUUUUUAAAGUUUUUCUCUUAGAUAUUUUGCCGGUUUAAAUCCUUUUUAUGUCAGCUAUCCAACACCUAUAAUUAUAAUCAAUCAAUCAAUUCCACCGACAAAAGUGGAUUCAUUUGAUUAAAAAGUGAUCACUGAGUCAAAACAUUUUUGCGCAAGGCCUGUCUAAGUUGAUUUUUUCGAAAAUCUUUCCCAUUGAAAUAUCAGUCUGCUUUUUUGUUGCCAUUUCCUAGUCUGUGAUUUCUCAUUUACUGAAUGCUGAUGAUUUGUUCCUCAGUUAAUUAUAUAUAUAAAAGCACUCAUAUAAUAUAUCUUAUAAACGACCUAAGUAAAUGCAGAAGACACACAAAUUGCAUACUUUGGUACUAUUAUUUCUUGUUACUAUUAUUCUCAUCACUAACUACUCAUCCUUUUCAUCAACUAGUUAGCUUGAACAGUUUUUCCUCUUCUUACUAUUGUAUUUUUAUCCCGUUGUUUACUUACUUGUUGGAUUCCUAAGAAGAAGAUGAAAUUGUUUUUUUUUAAAACUGUGAUUCAUUCUUAGUUUAGUUUCCUCUUCUGAAUUCUUAUCUCUUUAUCUGUGGAUAAUUUUCUCUCAUGUUAGUUCAUUUCGUGUUUAACUGAAUUGUGAUCUUGUUUUUCUUUUUUAAGUUUUAUUUGGUAUUUUUAAAUUCUAUUCACUUCUACUUGUCUGUUUUGUUAACUUUAUUGUGUUACUCUUAGUAAUUAUAAUAAUAAUGAUGUAAUAUCUUUUUGUUUUGUUCAUUUCUUUCAUUAAUCUACCUAUCUAAUUUUGUUCUCAUGUUCUAUUUUUGAUCAUUUGAUGAUUGUUUCUGUUGGUUAUCCUUUUAGUUUGAUUUGACUUUUUUUAUUAUCUAGUUGAUCAACGCAUGUGGGGUACCUCGAUCUCUCUUUAUGCAUUAUAUGUCAUUAUUAUUUUUACUAUUACUAUCCAAUAAAUGAGUUGGCAUUGAUGAUAGUUAAUUAGACCACCUUCAGUAUAUAUAUACUAAUAUUUUUGUUUAUAAAAAAUGUUAUGUUAUGUUUUACACAUUUUAGCUUACUAAUUAUUAGAGGUGAAUUUUCUUUUAGUCAUUGAAUAAACACCCAUUUAUGAUGUAUACUUAUUUUUAGUUUUUAAUUUCAUUCUUUUCUAUAAACAUAUUUAUAUAAAUAUUAUUAUUUACAUACAUACAUAUUUACUAUACAUAUUAUUUUAAUUGUACUUGUUUUCGUUCUCUCAUAAAGCAACAUUUAAACAAAAAUGAUUAGCUAAUGCAAGUGCACUAGCACAUUGCUUUACAUACCAAAGAUAGAUAUAACAUCUACUUUUAUGCAUCAAUUCGGUAGUAUGUGUCUUGUAUAUCUAUCCUGAGUGAUAGGAUGCAAGCGAUUGAAAGUAACAUGGUUUAUUCACUUUUAAAAGUUUUUUGUUAACUGAUUUUUACUAUUAUUACUCAAUUUCUUCUGUUGACAAUGUCUUAUAUAUAUAAACUGAAGAAAACAUUUCCUAGUUUCUGUUAUGGAUCUGACGUUCCCUCUAAUGGUGUAGCCUCUAUCAUAUACUCCCCGCCAACUACCAUGUUUCCUUGUUAUCUUUCUACUUGGUAAUUGUCACUACCUUUUUCUUUCCUUUGUUUUGUUGCUUAAACAGUGGGUGGAAAUGUUUCGAGCCCUAGGGCGGGGAGGAUGUGUAUAUGUGGGGUACUUUUUAUUUUUGUAAUGUUAUUUUGUUGUUUGGUAUUUUCCUUUGUUUAUUUAUUUUUCAAUGCAACACUUUUUACAAAAACCCAACAAAAAUUAGACAAAAAAAUCAUAUAUUUUCUUACAUUCUUUCAUGUUGUUAUUUAAUAUAUUGUAGUUAUGGUAGUACGUUCACGCAAUAUUGUUUUUAUGUUUUUGUUCUCCACCUUAUACGUUAUGCAACAAACAAGCAAGUAAACCCUUUUUUAUGGAUUUUAACAAUUCAACAUUGCUUCUUAUAAUGUCAUUUCAUGCGGAAUCAGUAUGUGUAUAUUUUUAAUUCUCAAUCUGGUGAGUACAUCUCUACGUAUACGUUAAAUGUAUACGUUCGAACGUGAUUCACAAUGCAUUUCCACUAUUUAUAUCAUUGAGUAACACAGAGUGAUGAAACGUGCGAAACAUAAAUAUUUUAUGUAUGUUACACCGACAACUUUCAUUCAUCUCUUUUGUGUCGUGUACUUAUGUCUAUACUAUCUGUAUGAAUUAGUAUAUCUCUUUGUUUUAAGUCGCAGAUUUUCAUACUUCUCUCCUUGUUUUCAAGUCGUGGUUUAUUUUGUAAACGUGCAUGUUUGUAAUUUUUUUAAUUAUUGCGCUGGCUCGUGAUGCAUUCAUGCUUCAGAUAAUUUUCAUUACUAUCUACUUGAUCCAUUAAUUCGUUUACUUAAUAAUAAUAGUAUUCUGUGAUGGUUCGCUUUCCACGCACAAGCCAUAUUCAGGGCGCUUCCAGAUUGUGAUGUUUUGUUAAAGUGAAGUGUGGCAAAUAAGUGGAGAGUUAGUAUGUAUGUGUUUUAAGACAUUUUUCAUUCAUACUUUUUUUGCUUAUCAAUUUCAUCUGCUCAAUCAAAUAGUUUGCUCGUAAAAGUUUGUUGUAAAUGAUGCUUUAAAGGCAUUCUGUAACUCGCGUUUCUACUGAUCUCGGCUCUUGUGCGUACUUAUGUUCUGUUUUUAAAAAAAAAAAUAAUUUUACUAUUGGUUACCUUUUUAAAAUAAAGUCUAAUUAUUUGACUUGCGUUUUUUUCUUUCUAUUCUGUAGUUUUCUUAAUUUUCAAUGAUUUCGUUUGUUAGAUGACAUUUUGGUUAUAAAUCUUAGUCAUUGGUUUUAUGGUGCUUCCUCUAUCACCUCAAAGUAAAUUUUCUUAUCGAAAUUUCAUGGUAUCUACUAUCUCACAUAAAAGUACUUACUAUUGAUUACUGCGAGAAAAAAACACAUUUCUCUUGUUUACAUUUUUUAUUUCAGUUCGUUUUCCCAGUUAGAUUAAAAUGUACUGUGUUCUUCUACUUUUCUUUAUAUCAAUAAUAUUUAUGUAUGAUGCUUAAAACAAUCCUACUCAUUUGUACUGAAUUCGAUAUUACAGCUGACAUCAGAUUGAGUUUUUUUUUUAUAUAUCUCUGGAAACAAAAUAAAAAUGCUUUUAUAGGACAGAAAAUUCUUUCAGUUCUGGUUAUUAUACAUAUUGUUACUCAUUUUCUGAUAUGUUGUUUACAAAUUCGAACAGCAAGUGAAAAAAAAAAUUGAUUUUUCACAUUAAUAUAUUCAAUAAAAAAAAGUUAACAAAAAAAAUCAUUGUUGCUGUUUGGCCAUAAAAUAUAUAUCUGAUAAAAUAAAUAUUUUCAUAGUGUUUUUAUUUGUUGCAUCUUUUUACUACCGU
Molecule: messenger RNA, 6516 nt
Organism: Schistosoma margrebowiei
Lineage: Eukaryota; Metazoa; Platyhelminthes; Trematoda; Strigeidida; Schistosomatidae
Source: the annotation of a GenBank genome assembly